CCCGCACGCAGUCUCCAUCGCCCGCCUCUGGUUGUCCAGUCCGCCAGCCGCGCGCGAUGCUGAACGGUACGGGCCUGGACCAGGCGUUUAAGAUGUCGUUGCCGCGGAGGGCAAGGAUCGGCGCGUCCGUGGGACCCGUUCGUUCUUCUGCGGGCUACAAGAAGGCAGAGGAUGAGAUGUCCCGGGCCACGUCUGUUGGAGACCAGCUAGAGGCACCGGCCCGCAUAAUUUACCUCAACCAAUCUCAUCUCAACAAAUUCUGCGACAACCAGAUAAGUACGGCCAAGUACAGCGUGUUGACGUUUCUACCUCGAUUCUUGUAUGAGCAGAUUAGGAGAGCUGCUAAUGCCUUCUUCCUCUUCAUUGCCUUAUUACAGCAAAUUCCAGACGUAUCGCCGACCGGACGAUACACCACCCUGGUGCCAUUGAUUAUCAUUUUAACAAUUGCAGGCAUCAAAGAGAUUGUAGAAGACUUUAAACGACAUAAGGCAGACAGCGCCGUUAACAAGAAGAAAACAAUAGUGUUAAGAAAUGGUAUGUGGCAAACCAUCGUGUGGAAAGAGGUGGCAGUGGGAGACAUCGUGAAGGUCCUCAAUGGGCAAUAUCUUCCAGCAGACAUGGUCCUCUUCUCCUCCAGUGAGCCUCAGGGGAUGUGCUAUGUUGAAACUGCUAACCUGGAUGGAGAAACGAACCUUAAAAUACGACAGGGUCUGAGCCACACGGCCGACAUGCAGACCAGGGAGGUGCUGAUGAAGCUGACGGGAAGGAUAGAGUGUGAAGGGCCCAAUCGCCACCUCUACGACUUCACCGGCAACUUGCACUUGGAUGGGAAGAGCUCUGUUGCCCUCGGGCCCGACCAGAUCUUACUAAGAGGCACCCAGCUCAGGAACACUCAGUGGGUCUUUGGCGUUGUGGUAUAUACCGGCCACGAUAGCAAACUCAUGCAGAAUUCAACAAAAGCUCCUCUCAAGAGGUCCAACGUCGAGAAGGUAACCAACGUGCAGAUCUUGGUGUUGUUUGGCAUCCUCCUGGUCAUGGCCCUGGUGAGCUCGGUGGGGGCCCUGUUCUGGAAUGGGUCCCAUGGUGGAAAGAGCUGGUACAUCAAGAAGAUGGACACGAGCUCAGAUAAUUUUGGAUACAACUUGCUGACAUUUAUCAUCCUGUACAACAAUCUGAUUCCCAUCAGCCUGCUGGUGACGCUGGAGGUUGUGAAGUACACGCAAGCUCUCUUCAUAAACUGGGACACAGAUAUGUAUUAUAUUGAAAACGACACUCCUGCUAUGGCCAGGACAUCGAACCUUAAUGAAGAGCUUGGCCAGGUCAAAUAUCUGUUUUCCGACAAGACUGGAACGCUAACGUGCAAUAUCAUGAACUUCAAGAAGUGUAGCAUUGCCGGCGUGACCUAUGGCCACUUCCCAGAACUAGCCAGAGAGCCGUCAUCAGAUGACUUCUGCCGGAUGGGUCCAUGCCCCAGUGACUCAUGUGACUUUAAUGAUCCCAGGCUGUUAAAGAACAUCGAGGACCAACAUCCCACAGCCCCUUGUAUCCAAGAGUUCCUUACCCUGCUGGCCGUCUGUCACACCGUAGUCCCUGAGAAGGAUGGGGAUGAAAUCAUCUACCAGGCUUCCUCCCCAGAUGAAGCUGCUUUGGUCAAAGGAGCUAAGAAGCUUGGCUUCGUGUUUACAGGCAGGACGCCGUACUCCGUCAUCAUCGAAGCGAUGGGGCAAGAACAGACAUUUGGAAUCCUCAAUGUUCUGGAAUUUUCUAGUGACCGGAAAAGGAUGUCUGUCAUUGUUCGAACUCCAUCGGGACAACUUCGACUCUACUGCAAGGGAGCUGAUAAUGUAAUCUUUGAAAGGCUUUCAAAAGACUCCAAGUACAUGGAGGAGACAUUGUGCCAUCUGGAAUAUUUUGCCACAGAAGGCCUGCGGACUCUGUGUGUGGCCUACGCGGAUCUUUCUGAGAAUGAGUAUGAGGAGUGGCUGAAAGUCUAUCAAGAGGCCAGCAUCAUACUGAAGGACAGAGCACAGAGGCUAGAAGAGUGUUAUGAGAUCAUCGAGAAGAAUUUACUAUUACUUGGAGCCACAGCCAUCGAAGACCGUCUUCAAGCCGGGGUUCCUGAAACCAUAGCUACUCUGUUGAAGGCAGAAAUUAAAAUAUGGGUGUUAACAGGAGACAAGCAAGAAACUGCAAUCAAUAUCGGGUAUUCCUGUCGGCUGGUGUCACAGAACAUGGCCCUUAUCCUAUUGAAGGAGGACUCUUUAGACGCAACAAGGGCUGCCAUCACUCAGCACUGCACGGACCUGGGAGAGUUGCUGGGCAAGGAGAACGAUGUAGCCCUUAUCAUUGACGGCCACACCCUGAAGUACGCUCUCUCCUUUGAAGUCCGCAGAAGUUUCCUGGACCUGGCGCUCUCGUGCAAGGCGGUCAUCUGCUGCAGAGUGUCCCCUCUGCAGAAGUCUGAGAUUGUGGAUGUUGUGAAGAAGCGGGUGAAAGCCAUCACCCUGGCCAUCGGGGACGGUGCCAAUGACGUGGGGAUGAUCCAGACAGCCCACGUAGGGGUCGGGAUCAGCGGGAACGAGGGCAUGCAGGCCACCAACAACUCAGAUUACGCCAUUGCACAGUUUUCCUACCUGGAGAAGCUGCUUUUAGUUCACGGAGCCUGGAGCUACAACCGGGUCACCAAGUGCAUCCUCUACUGCUUCUACAAGAAUGUGGUCCUCUACAUCAUCGAGCUUUGGUUCGCCUUUGUUAAUGGAUUUUCUGGGCAGAUCUUAUUUGAGCGCUGGUGCAUCGGCUUGUACAAUGUGAUCUUCACCGCAUUGCCGCCCUUCACUCUGGGAAUCUUUGAGAGGUCUUGUACUCAGGAGAGCAUGCUGAGGUUUCCACAGCUCUACAAAAUCACCCAGAAUGCAGAAGGCUUCAACACUAAGGUUUUCUGGGGUCACUGUAUCAAUGCCUUGGUCCACUCCCUCAUCCUCUUCUGGCUUCCCAUGAAAGUACUGGAGCACGAUACUCCACUGGCCAGCGGUCAUGCCACAGAUUAUUUGUUUGUUGGAAAUAUUGUUUACACGUACGUUGUGGUUACAGUUUGCCUGAAAGCUGGUUUGGAGACAACAGCUUGGACUAAAUUCAGUCACCUGGCCGUAUGGGGAAGCAUGCUGAUCUGGCUGGUGUUUUUUGGUGUCUAUUCAACCAUCUGGCCGACCAUCCCCAUCGCUCCUGACAUGAAAGGGCAGGCGACCAUGGUCCUGAGCUCUGCAUCCUUCUGGUUGGGAUUGUUCCUGGUUCCAACUGCGUGUCUGAUUGAAGAUGUGGUGUGGCGAGCGGCCAAGCACACCUGCAAAAAGACGCUGCUGGAGGAGGUGCAGGAGCUGGAGACCAAGUCCCGAGUGAUGGGGAAAGCAAUGCUGCGAGACAGCAAUGGAAAGAGGAUGAACGAGCGUGACCGUCUGAUCAAGAGACUUAGCAGGAAGACACCCCCGACCCUCUUCCGAGCAGGCUCCAUCCAGCAGUGUGUCACCCACGGGUAUGCCUUUUCCCAAGAAGAGCAUGGCGCUGUCACCCAGGAGGAAAUAGUCCGUGCUUACGACACCACCAAAACGAAGUCGAGGAAGAAAUGAGGCGACUUUCCUGGAUGGCUCCGGGGAAAGGGAUUCUGUUUGGCGCAAGCAGUGCUAACGCGGCUUUGUCAGAGAGACUGGCGCCCACAGCCCAACACCAGAAGACACAUUUCUGUGGCCUUAGCCGACCAGUUCGUUAGCAGCUGUCUUGUCCCCUUGCAGUCCCAGGGUGUAGGCAUCAGGGGAAGCUCUACUCCCAGCUUGUCUGCCGUGCUUGGCCCAACUUCUGUUGACGGUGUUAUGAAGCAUUCAGCUGGGCUCUCUGAGGUGUGAAAUUAAAAACUACGUUUCACCAAUGCUCAAACAUCAACGCUAGUGGUUCUGGGAGAAAGGAAGGGGGCAUUAUGUUACUAGAGACCAGUCCUGUGUAAUCGGAACAGGGUACCCUUACUUCCUGUUCCGUGCAUGUCCAGAUCACACAAGCCUCGCUUUCUGCAGACUGCUCACUCACUUGGAUUCCUGUUUUCUUUGCGUGAAGUCGGCAUAAACUUCUUGAUUACACCGAAAUCAGAAAACCUUAUGGUUGAAGGACAAUCCCGAGAACAUUUCUUUGGCUCUUUUGGCCCCAGCCCCAGCCUCAGCCAGGCAACUAGCCAGAAUUCCACGCCUUCUGCACCGAUUUUAGGUGCAGGCCUUCCGUCUUGCCAUGGCCGCUCUGUGCUCUUGUCCGCAGAUCUGCACAGCUGGCCCCUGGGUGUGGUGCCCCGCAGCUGGCAGCCCCCCAUCCAGGUCCCCGGUGUCUUUGUUCCUCUCUCCAUGCAGAUGUGGAAGUCAGAAUCUUCUUACCUAGCCUCAUCUGCCUGCCCUGCCCUGCCCCGCCCUGCCCCGCCCCGCCCCUCCCCACUGCUGCCCUUGAGCUCUGUGGCUGAAGAGAAGUGUCUGAACCACACCUGGCCUAACACUUAACUGUCUUUUUUGAGGGGAUCCUGUGGGAAGGGGAACAGGCCCUGCAUAUCACUUCUGAGCUAGUCCUCUGGCAGCCUCUCAGAAUCGAUACCUGCCUCUAGAUGCUCAAAGCCCAUUUUAGGCUUUCCACCUCUGUGCACUGAAGGGACAAAACUGGCACUCUGAAAUUCUAGAAUCUGGGUGAGCUUAGGGUGGGGGGUAAGCAUAGGGCACCCCAUCUGAGAUCUCGCUGGAAGGUGACCAAGGACACCUGACUCAGGAGGCAGACACGAAGGCCGUUUUCACCACAUCGCAGUGGAAGUUCUCAAGUCCUACUUUUGAUGGACAGUUGUAAUGAUCAGUCCAUGUACGCUGUCGUGGAAACCAGACCUUGUCUUGCAGACAUUUUGUCUAGUUGAUUUUUUUUAAGAGUCUUACACUGUAUGCCCAAUCUAGCAUUGAAUGCACUUUGUAGUCCAGGCUAGCCUCAGACUCUCAGCAACCCUCAGCCUCCCGCAUAUUAGGGUUAUAGGUGUGAGUUACCACGCUCGGCACCAUACACAUCUAAGAAAAACAAUUCCAAGCAUCGUCAAGAUCAUAACUUUUAAAAAUAGUCACGUGGUCUCCUUUCUGUAUCCGGCAAGUUUUAGGCCCAAGGGCCUCUUUCUGGACAGUGACUUGGUCUCUCAAACAAGGAAGGGAAGUGCCUGUUCCAAGCUUGGGCCACUACAGGCCUGGAUGCUCCAAGCCUGCAUGCGAGAAAAUGUGGGCCGGCCUCAGCAUGCUUUUUUCCCUUUAUUUUGGCUGCCGAACCGGAGUUUGUGGAUGGCUUAAAGUAAAUACCCCUGGGCAGUUGUUACCGGGUGAACUGGUACCAUACCACCAGGGGUGUAUGCUAGCUUAGAAAAUAAGGCAGCAUUGGGGGGGGAUGGCUGAGCAGUCCAAGAUGCUGCAUUCAGAAAGAAGAGAUGCUACACUUUGCUUUACUUAACGCUUUACUUUUGGAACAUCAGAGAUGAAUGGGCACCAAAAAACAAGCAAACAAACAAAAAACUUGGUUAUGAUUUGAGUAAGAAAACUGAUUCUCACUUAGGGCGUGGCCAGGAUGCUGAGAUGGCUUGAAGGGAGGCAGAGUGGUACAGUUAAGGAAAAUCUUGCAAAUGACCUCUCUUUGCUCCCUGAGGCAAGAAAAAAACCUAGCAUGCCCAGCAAGCUGGAAUCCUGACAGACUGUACC
Alexandromys fortis (reed vole) is the source of this 5744-nucleotide messenger RNA. RefSeq names its product ATPase phospholipid transporting 8A2 (gene Atp8a2). Bases 57 to 3623 code for a protein of 1188 amino acids. The transcript is spliced from 37 exons. NCBI's taxonomy places the organism in Eukaryota, Metazoa, Chordata, Mammalia, Rodentia, Cricetidae. The record is from RefSeq and is a predicted model, not a curated record. Gene Ontology annotation, biological process: neuron development; phospholipid translocation. Gene Ontology annotation, molecular function: magnesium ion binding; ATP binding; ATPase-coupled intramembrane lipid carrier activity. Gene Ontology annotation, cellular component: plasma membrane.